UGAGCAACACAAGUUUUCUGUUGACCGACCGGCUCCCAUCCCUUGUCUCUGCCUCUCUCCUCCUCUCUUGGCCGGGGCCCCCCUCUUCUCGCGGCGAGCCGGCGACCACUGGGCGAGCGGCGGCGCCAUCCCCGACGUCUUCGCCGGCGACGAGCGCCCGCUAGGUGUUCCCUCCCCUUCCCUUCCUGCUGGGCGAAACGGAUCACCCUAAAUGUAAGCAAGCUACGCGCUUUGUAUCCGGAUCUGGGUCGGUCCGCCCCUGCGUGCUGCCCAAGUGAUCUUGUGAGGCGGAGUUCUUGCGCGGGAUGAGCGGCCAGGGGUUCGGUCCGGGGAGCCCCAAGUCCUUCCGUUACCCCACCAGAGCCGUCGGCGGCGACUUCGACCUCGAGGCCGGGAUCUCCCGCAAGGGCCGCAAGCCCAAGAACCCGCACCUCGAGGCCUCCGUCGCGAUGCGGCUCCGCCACUUCUACGAGGCGCACCCCGUGGCCGUCGCCGCCUCCCUGCUCGCCGCCGGGCUCGCCGCCCUGGUCCUGCUCUCCGUGCACGAGGCCCGGUCCCGGGCGGCGAGGCCCGGCGGCGCGUGGGCCGGGGAGGAGUACCCGCUCCCGAGCCUCCGGAACCUCGUCAUGGUGGCCGGCCACUCGGUCUACACCAGCGCCACCUGCGGGGGCACCGACCGCGAGGAGUCCUGGUUCCUGGAGCCGUACCAGAGGCACCCCGGCCAGGCGGCCACGUUCGUCGCGCACAUCAAGGAGGGCGUCGACAUUGCGGCCAGGGACGACGGCGCGCUGCUCCUGUUCAGCGGCGGCGAGACGAGGAAGGACGCCGGGCCCAGGAGCGAGGCGCAGAGCUACUGGGCGAUCGCCGAGUCCAAAGGCUGGUUCGGGAACGAUGAGAGUGUUAGGAGCCGGGCACUCACCGAGGAGCAUGCCCGAGACAGUUUUGAAAACCUCCUGUUCAGUGUUUGCCGUUUCAGAGAACUCACUGGAAGAUACCCACAAAACAUAACAGUUGUAAGCUAUGAUUUCAAGGAGGAACGGUUUGCGCAAUUGCACAGAACAGCACUCGGAUUCCCAGAAGGAAGAUUUUUCUUCUCAGGUACCCCAGCAACUCCUGCCGCAAGGGAGGCUGCUCUGAAAGGUGAAGCCGCCGUCAGGGCUCAGUUCCUAGAAGAUCCAUAUGGAUGCCUAGGCUCUCUCCACGUGAAGAGGCUCAAGCGGGAUCCAUUUCAUCGUACCAUUCCAUACCCUGAGGGUUGCCCGGAGUUGAAGAGCCUGUUCUCCUAUUGUGGCGCAGUGCCGUUCCCUGGUCUGCUCCCUUGGGCUGAAUAGUUAUAUGAAGGAUCAGACUGCUGCUGCCGCUGCACAAUUCCAACAUAGAGCACUUGCCCUGUGCCAAUGAUCUUGUUCUCAACUGACGGGGAAGAGGAUAUUUACACUAGCGACAAUUGUUUUUGCAAAAUAGAAGUAAUGGUACAUGACCAAUAUAUAGAUUUUCCUCUUCUUUUUUUUCCUUCCCUGUUGUACACGUGUUAUGUAGAAAGAACUUUCCUUGUAGCUGAACCUGCGCCUGUUGUGAUAAUCUGGGUAUACCAUGAACAUUGGUACUAAUUGAUAUCCUGCUGUUUUUGCAAAAAUACUGAUCCUUCAGAGUUAA
Molecule: messenger RNA, 1656 nt
Organism: Panicum virgatum (switchgrass)
Lineage: Eukaryota; Viridiplantae; Streptophyta; Magnoliopsida; Poales; Poaceae
Exons: 3
Coding region: 306-1331 (341 amino acids)
Cellular component (GO): cytoplasm
Source: RefSeq, a predicted model, not a curated record